CCGGAGACCCCUCGCGCCCGGAGCAUGAGCCCGCGCCCCGCCGGAGAGCGGCCGGGGGAGGCGGCCUCGGCGCAGCCCUGAGACGCUGGGCCGGGACGCGGGGCGCCCUGGGCGCGGGGCCCGGCCAGGGGGCGGCGGCUCGGGGGGUUGGAGCCCGCGCUGGCGGCGGCCGCCUCGGCGCAGCGCCAUGGGGAGCCCCCGGGCCGCGCGGCUCCCGCUGCUCCUGCGCCCGGUGAAGCUGCUGCGGAGGCGCUUCCGGCUGCUGCUGGCGCUCGCCGUGGUGUCCGUGGGGCUCUGGACUCUGUAUCUGGAACUGGUGGCGUCGGCCCAGGUCGGCGGGAACCCCUUGAACCGGAGGUACGGCAGCUGGAGAGAACUGGCCAAGGCUCUGGCCAGCAGGAACAUUCCAGCUGUGGAUCCACACCUCCAGUUCUACCAUCCCCAGAGGCUGAGCCUCCAGGACCAUGACAUUGACCAAGGUGGGAGCAGUAACAGCAGCUACUUGAAGUGGAACAAGCCUGUCCCCUGGCUCUCAGAGUUCCGGGGCCAUGCCAACCUGCAUGUGUUUGAGGAUUGGUGCGGCAGCUCCAUCCAGCAGCUGAGGAGGAACCUGCAUUUCCCACUGUACCCCCAUAUUCGCACAACCCUGAGGAAGCUGGCCGUGUCCCCUAAAUGGACCAACUAUGGCCUCCGCAUCUUUGGCUACCUGCACCCCUUUACUGAUGGGAAAAUCCAGUUUGCCAUUGCUGCAGAUGACAACGCGGAGUUCUGGCUGAGCCUCGAUGACCAGGUCUCAGGCCUCCAGCUGCUGGCCAGUGUGGGCAAGACUGGAAGGGAGUGGACCGCCCCGGGAGAGUUUGGGAAAUUUCGGAGCCAAAUUUCCAAGCCAGUGAGCCUGUCAGCCUCCCACAGAUACUACUUCGAGGUGCUGCACAAGCAGAAUGAGGAGGGCACCGACCAUGUGGAAGUUGCGUGGCGACGGAACAACCCCGGAGCCAGGUUCACCAUCAUUGACUCCCUCUCCCUGUCCCUCUUCACAAAUGAGACAUCCCUACAGAUGGAUGAGGUGGGCCACAUCCCACAGACAGCAGCCAGCCACGUGGGCUCCUCCAGCGCGCUUCCCUGGGAUGAGCAGCCGCCCGCUGACAUGCUUCGGCCUGACCCCCGGGACACCCUCUAUCGAGUGCCUCUGAUCCCCAAGUCGCAUCUCCGCCACAUCCUGCCUGACUGUCCCUACAAACCCAGCUACCUGGUGGACGGGCUUCCUCUACAGCGCUACCAGGGACUCCGGUUUGUUCAUCUGUCUUUUGUUUACCCCAAUGACUAUACCCGCCUGAGCCACAUGGAGACCCACAAUAAAUGUUUCUACCAGGAAAACGCCUACUACCAAGACAGGUUCAGCUUUCAGGAGUACAUCAAGAUUGACCAGCCUGAGAAGCAGGGGCCGGAGCAGCCAGCAGGUUCUGAGGAAAACCUAGAAGAGUCCCAGUAUGGGGAAGUGGCAGAGGAGACCCCUGCCUCCAACGACCAGAAUGCCAGGAUGCUCGAGGGAAGACAGACACCUGCCUCCACCCUGGAGCAAGAUGUCACUGACUACCGCCUCCGAAGCCUGCGGAGACUCCUGGCUCGGCCUCGGGAGGGCCUGCUGGCCCCCUUCUCCAAGCGGAACUCCACAGCGUCCUUCCUAGGGAGGACCAGCCACAUUCCGGUGCAGCAGCCAGAGAAGAGGAAGCAAAAACCCAGCCCUGAGCCCAGCCAAGAUUCACCUCAUUCUGACAAGCGGCCUCCUGGGCACCCUGCGAAGAACCUGCCUCAGAUCAGGGGGCCCAGGCCCAGGCCCGCUGGCGACAGCCCCCAGAGGACUCUAGAGCAGUCUCAGUGGCUGAACCAGGUGGAGUCGUACAUCGCAGAGCAGAGACGGGGCGACAGGAUGCGGCCUCAGGCCCCCGGGGGGGGCUGGCAUGGGGAGGAGGAAGUGGUGGCGGCCGCAGGCCAGGAAGGACAAGUAGAGGGAGAGGAAGAGGGGGAAGAAGAGGAAGAGGAAGAGGAUAUGAGUGAGGUGUUCGAGUACGUGCCUAUGUUUGACCCGGUCGUAAACUGGGACCAGACCUUCAGUGCCCAGAAUCUCGACUUCCAAGCCCUGAGGACCGACUGGAUUGACCUGAGCUGUAACACAUCUGGCAACCUGCUGCUUCCAGAGCAGGAAGCUCUUGAGGUCACGCGGGUCUUCUUGAAGAAGCUCAACCAGAGGAGCCGGGGCAGGUACCAGCUACAGCGCAUUGUGAACGUGGAAAAGCGUCAGGACCAGCUGCGUGGGGGUCGCUACCUCUUGGAGCUUGAGCUGUUGGAACAAGGCCAGCGCGUGGUGCGGCUCUCGGAGUAUGUGUCUACGCGAGGCUGGCAGGGCAUCGAUCCAGCUGGUGGGGAGGAGGCCGAGGCCCGGAACCUUCAAGGCCUGGUCUGGGACCCACACAGCCGUCGCAGACAGGUCCUGAAUACCCGGGCCCAAGAACCCAAGCUGUGCUGGCCGCAGGGUUUCUCCUGGAAUCACCGAGCCGUGGUCCACUUCGUCGUGCCUGUGAAGAACCAGGCACGCUGGGUACAGCAAUUCAUCAAAGACAUGGAAAACCUGUUCCAGGUCACCGGCGACCCACACUUCAACAUCGUCAUCACUGACUACAGCAGCGAGGACAUGGAUGUUGAGAUGGCGCUGAAGAGGUCCAAGCUGCGGAGCUACCAGUACGUGAAGCUAAGUGGAAACUUUGAACGCUCAGCUGGACUUCAGGCUGGCAUAGACCUCGUGAAGGACCCGCACAGCAUCAUCUUCCUCUGUGACCUCCACAUCCACUUCCCAGCUGGAGUCAUCGAUGCCAUUCGGAAGCACUGUGUGGAGGGAAAGAUGGCCUUUGCCCCCAUGGUGAUGAGGCUGCACUGUGGGGCCACCCCCCAGUGGCCUGAGGGCUACUGGGAGGUGAAUGGGUUCGGGCUGCUUGGCAUCUACAAGUCUGAUCUGGACAGGAUUGGGGGCAUGAACACCAAGGAGUUCCGAGACCGCUGGGGCGGGGAAGACUGGGAGCUGCUGGACAGGAUCCUCCAAGCGGGCCUGGAAGUGGAGCGUCUCUCCCUCAGGAACUUCUUCCAUCACUUCCAUUCCAAGCGAGGCAUGUGGAGCCGCCGCCAGAUGAAGAUGCUGUAGCCGGAGGGUGUCCGCUGGGCCCAGCACUUCCCGUUCCUGGACUAGCAGCGGCUCCCCAGGGCCCUGCUACUGUUCAGGGAUGGGGAGUGGGGUGACGGCUGGUCCCCAAGAGGCCUCGAAGCUGACAGCCCACUCCACCUGCAGCUGUCCCCUCACAGAGGCAGGUUCCAGGGCUCCUGUCUCUGCCUCCUGGGCCUUCAGAAGGGAGGACUUGGAGAGAGAGGCCAGGAGGAGAGAUCUGGCUGAGUGACACCAUCCUUAUCCGCGAAGGUGCACGCCCACAUCCUCACACCAAGCGCUGACCACCAGACACUCUUCUAGUGGACGUGUUUUAUUGGGGGGCGGGGAUUUUAAAAACAGAAAACCAAAACUGCUGUCCAGAGCAGGGGUGAGGUUGUGCACUGAGGGGCUGUCCCCACGUGCAGGCCUCCCGCCCACUCCUAUGUCCCUUGGGCAUUGUCCCUGGCCGCGGGGCUGGUCCCACGUGGGGCAGUUCUCUGCUCUACCCCAGGCUUGUGCCUUCCAGAGACACACAUCUCCCAGUAGCCACCAAGCAGCUGGCCACUGAUUAGGGCAUUAACUUCCUCCGGAUGGCUCACUUCAGACCAGAAGCAGAGAACGGGCUGUUUCUGGUGCUUGGGCACUGGGAGGUGGGGAGCUGGCGGGCAGGGGGCUUGCCACUCCCUGGCACUGGACAUUCAGGCCUGCAGAACAGGCAGGGUGAUGAAGGCAGGGGAGAGAAGCCCUUUCCCUUCCCGGCGUGCCUGUGGGUAAGGCCUCUGGAGAGGACACGGAGAAGAGGUAAAGAGGAUGUGGACAUACCUGUCAAUUUCCUUAGACGAGAAGCGGGUGGGGGCUGGACAGAAAGGGACGAAAAGGGAAGGGGAAACUGUGAGCCUCACAGUCCAGCUCCGCUGCAGACCUGCCCUCUGCAGGGAGAGCCCUGGCCACCUGGCCUUGAGUGGAAGAAGAGGAAAGGGUAAAUGGGGGUAAAACCCUGGAACAGGGAGCAGGAUAGGAAGGGGGCGGGAUGCGAGGUUUGGGGAGGUGGGGACGUUGCCCUGAGCUACCCCCUGGAAGCAGGGAGAGGAGUGGGGGCAGGAGGAACUGAAGAGUGGGGCAGUUUCAGGGAAAACAACCCUUGGCCUUCUUAGUCGACGCCACCCUUUCUGUCACCUGGUGACCUUGUACUUCUCUUGCACUAAUAACCCCCAGUGCUUUUGUAGCUGGGGGUUUUUCUAUUGCUGCUGCUGCCUCCGCUGCUGCUGUGAAUUCACCCAUGGUGCAUUGGACACUGGAUCUUGAACUCCAGAGUCUGUUUAGGGAGGUGAGCACAGGGCUGGGGGAGGUGCGGUGGGGCCCAGAAGACCAGGCCACUGAGCCCCCGCUCCAGGCUGUGACGGUCCAAACCGCAGCACUGGAGCUGCAGGCUCUGCCUAGCGGGCUCUGCGUUCCCCGAGCGCAUGAGUUUGGCACGUGGGAGAAUGGAGUCCGUGGAGAACCUACUGGGGGUCGGGGAGAAUCCCUGCCUCCCUUUAAGGAAUCAUGAAGGACAAAGACUUUUGAGUUGUAGGUUGUGGCUUAGGAAGGCCAUACCUGCUCCCUGAGCUGUGGCUUUUUCUGGUCCCUGCUGAGGCCGACGGGCCCCUGGAGAAGGAUCGCAGGGCACAGGCUAGGGCUGCAGUUGGCCAGUGGGGCUGCCAGUUUCCUUCUGGGACCACUCUUGUCCUCGGGCAUUGCACUGGAAGGCUGGAACCAGCCCAGACUGCCCGCCUGCUUCACUUCCAAUGGCUAGGAGCCAGCCCAGCCUCCUGCCCUGCCCACCACCCCUGCGCCCUGGGCCAGUGCCUUGCAUUUGAUGUUACCUCCACACCAUCUGCCUUAAGAGGAAGGGCUGGGCAAGGCCCCUACUCCCUAGAGAAAUGUCUUGGGUAGGGGAGGGUGUGGGAUGGUGGGAGGGGAAGCAUUAAAUACAGCAACUUCUUAGAAA
This is a messenger RNA of Nomascus leucogenys (northern white-cheeked gibbon), 5186 nucleotides long. The record is from RefSeq and is a predicted model, not a curated record. NCBI's taxonomy places the organism in Eukaryota, Metazoa, Chordata, Mammalia, Primates, Hylobatidae.